Molecule: messenger RNA, 1661 nt
Organism: Ilex paraguariensis (yerba mate)
Lineage: Eukaryota; Viridiplantae; Streptophyta; Magnoliopsida; Aquifoliales; Aquifoliaceae
Source: the annotation of a GenBank genome assembly
AAACCACAGAGAGAGAGAGAGAGAAAGGGAACGACUUUUAGAGAGAGAAUCGAAGAGACCUAGAGAUUCUUAUUCUGAGAUGGGGAAAAAGUUUUCUACAAACAGAGAGUAGUUGAUCGACCGCCAUUGUGGCCUCCAAUUCCGGAGAAAUUUUUCAUAAUUUUGUAUGAUUGUCGAUUUCGGUAAUUAGGUUUUUGUUGAGAUCUAACUUCGAUCGCGCUUUGAGUUUUUUUGAAAAAACUGUUAGAGCUUUGGUUUCUUCGACGAUUCUGCGAUUAAAGAAGGCUGUGUGAGUUUUUCAUUCGAGGAAUCGCGGAAUUAUUCUGAUUUUCGACGUUGAAGCUGGGAUUAAUCUGUGGAUUUGGAAGAAAUUUAGAAAUUGAGAGAGAGAGUUUAAGACGAAUGAUGUGGACCUUAAUACCAGUUGGUUGGUGAUGUAGUAUGGGCCUGGUUGUCACACGCAAAGAAGAUGUCUCUUUACAUUAGUCGCGAGGCUUCCAAGUUAUGGAAAAGAGUUUAUUCGGAGACUGCAACAGAAAUCAACCUUCUUGCCGAGAACUGGAAGUAUAUUGUUGCCGGUGUUGUCUGCCAGUAUAUUCAUGGUCUGGCUGCAAAAGGAGUUCAUUAUUUUCAUCGGCCAGGGCCAAUACUUCAGGAUGCUGGGUUCUUUCUUCUUCCGGAGCUUGGGCAAGACAAAGCUUACAUGAGUGAGAGUGUCUUCACCUUCAUCUUUCUAUCCUUUGUCAUGUGGACUUUCCAUCCUUUCUUUUUCAAGAGCAAAAAGAUCUACACAGUUCUAGUGUGGUGCAGGGUCCUGGCAUUUUUAUUUGCUUGUCAAAUUCUCCGGAUCAUAACAUUUUAUUCUACUCAGCUUCCUGGUCCAAACUAUCACUGCCGUGAGGGUUCGAAGCUUGCCAGGCUGCCUCGUCCAGACAGUGUACUGGAAGUCUUAUUAAUUAAUUUCCCUCGGGGUGUGCUUUAUGGUUGUGGGGAUUUGAUAUUUUCGUCUCAUAUGAUCUUCUCUCUAGUUUUUGUGCGAACAUAUCAGAAAUAUGGCAUGCAUAGGUUCAUAAAGCAGUGUGCUUGGUUAAUUGUAGUAAUUCAGAGCUUGUUGAUUAUUGCUUCCCGUAAACAUUACACGGUCGACAUCGUUGUGGCCUGGUAUACCGUUAAUUUGGUAGUGUUCUUUGUUGACCAUAAAUUGCCAGAUAUGCCUGACCGUAGUGGGGCGUUCUUCCUACCGUUGAGCAAGGACAGCAGGGCUAAAGAAGAGAAUCACAAGCCCUUGAAUGGGAAUGCUGGUGAUCCUGCGGAUUGGAGGCCGAGAACUCAAGCCAAUGGCAAGAUUCUGGAAGACGGCAACACCAUACAUGCAGAGACGGUGAUGAAUGGUGUAUAGAUGAUAAUAGUUUGGUUCGUUGCCACUAUUUAAGAUGCUACAAGGACUGCCAUUGCUACUUGUACAACUUUGGGUCUAAAGAGUCAUUGCUCUGUUUCGGGAGAAGACUGGCAAACUUGUAUUGUAGAAGAUGGAAUUCGGUGUUGGCGCUUUGCAACUUUUUAGGAUAUUGCUUCUAAUGGUUGGCUGAUGCCCCAUUCAUUUCAUAAAGCACCUGCAUGUAAUGUUGGAAUUUCAGUGUUUCUAUAUCUAAUCAUUUUUC